Messenger RNA from Mucor mucedo, 651 nucleotides. RefSeq names its product S-adenosyl-L-methionine-dependent methyltransferase. The record is from RefSeq and is a predicted model, not a curated record. Lineage: Eukaryota; Fungi; Mucoromycota; Mucoromycetes; Mucorales; Mucoraceae. Gene Ontology annotation, cellular component: eRF1 methyltransferase complex. Gene Ontology annotation, molecular function: protein methyltransferase activity; S-adenosylmethionine-dependent methyltransferase activity. The transcript has 5 exons. Bases 1 to 651 code for a protein of 216 amino acids.
AUGAUACCAACACCUGACUUAUCGCAUAUUAAAAAGCAAGACUAUGACAAAGUUUAUGAACCGGCAGAGGACACGUUCUUGUUGUUAGAUGCACUCGAAGAAGACGAAAAGCUGAUUCAAACACUUCAACCACGGAUCUGCUUGGAGAUUGGAUCUGGAUCAGGAUGUGUUACAACCUUGCUGGCCAAGAUUGUGGGCGAUUCCAAUGCAUUAUUCCUGACUACUGACAUCAAUUUCUUUGCAUGUGAAACCACUAGAAAAACAGGUUUACAGAACCAGAUUACUCGUAUUGAACCUAUUAAUACUUCGCUCGUCAACGGAAUCUUACCUAGAUUGAAGAACUGUAUAGACAUCCUUUGCUUCAACCCACCUUAUGCCGUGACACCACAUGAGGAAGUCGGAAGCUUAGGCAUCGAAGCCUCUUGGGCUGGUGGUAUCGAUGGGAGAGAAGUGAUCGACGAGUUGUUGCCAUAUGUUCAAGACAUCUUAUCUCCACACGGUUUGUUUUAUUUAUUGCUGGUGGACGAAAAUAAACCAAACGAGGUUGUGAAUAUCAUGAAGGAAGAAUACGGAAUGCAUGCAGAAAUCAUAAUGCAGCGCAGGGCUGGUAGAGAAAAGCAAUUUAUUGUAAAAAUUCAGCAUCUCAAAUAA